AGAGGGUGGCCGUGUGUGUGGAGGAGGUGCUGGGACUUGUGGCCACACUCAUCAGGAGCCACAUUAGAGAUGGAGCAGCCAUUCGUGUUAGAUGAUGAAGAGCAAGAUCCAGAGCCACAGCAGAGGUCCCAAGAACCCAUUCAGGUCCUCAAUGAAGAUGCGGAUGAUGAUGCUGAGCUCAUCUUUGUAGGGAUGGAGAAUGUAAAGGAAGAUGCUGAGCUGAUCUUUGUUGGAGUAACUUCAACUUCACAGCCAGCCAACUCGAACAUUUUGAGCAGAGUCACUCCAGGUUCACGGUUAAAAAGAAAGCAUGACCGACUCAGAGAGACCUCUACUGGAUGAUUGCAGCCCUCACAUCCUGCCGCCCCCACAGCAGAGGCAGUGAUUGUCUUGCCAGCGUCCCCAGCUGAAUCGAGAUGGACAGAUAGCCCUAUUAUUAUUGAGCCUUCAUCCGAGUCAGAUUAUAAAAGUAACUCACCACAAGUUGUGCCUAGUAGCUCUUCAAAGUGUUGUUCACCUCUGGUUACACUCUCAAGUUCAAAGAGCAGCCCAGUAAAGGCAGCGCUUUCAGGAGGAGAUGUGAACGAAAAUUUGUAUGUAUCGAAGUGCCAUUUUUCCGUAAAUCCACAGAUGCCUGAAAAUAGUAUUGAGAUUGUAGAACCACUUUCUUCAGGUACCUUCCAUACCUUGAAUGCACAGCAGAGGACACCUUCCUUUGGUGCUCCACACUCACUGAACCAUCUUGGAAAUGGGGUACCUCCUUCAGAGGACUCCGCCCACCCUCGGCAGGACAGUGGACUGGCAGAAGCCAACUUCUCAAGUCAAGGGACAUUUGAUUCCAAGAAAGGAAGCUUGACCCUGUUACUCAGUGACUUUUAUUAUGGACAGCACAAAGGGGAUGGGAGGCCGGAGCAGAAGACUCAUACAACCUUUAAAUGCCCCAGCUGCUCGAAAGCUCUAAAGAAUAUUAAAUUUAUGAACCACACCAAACAUCAUUUGGAGCUGGAGAGGCAAGGGAGUGAGGAUGCCUGGGAGAACCACACCACCUGUCUGCACUGCCACCGGCAGUUCAAUUCCCUGUUCCAGCUGGAGUGCCACAUUGACCGUGUGCACACAGCGCCAGACCCGACUGUGGUCUGCAAAAUCUGUGAAUUGUCAUUUGAGACCGACCAAGUCCUUUUACAGCACAUGAAGGACAAUCACAAGCCCAGGGAGAUGCCUUACGUGUGCCAGGUCUGCAAGUACAGAUCGUCAGUCUUCGCUGAUGUGGAGACACAUUUUACAAAGUGCCAUGUGAACACUAAGAACCUGCUCUGUCCAUUUUGUCUUAAGAUCUUCAAAACUGGGAUGCCGUACAUGUGCCAUUACAGGGGCCACUGGGAGAGGAGCGGCCACCAAUGCUCCAAGUGUCGGCUGCAGUUUUUAACCUUCAAGGAGAAAAUGGAGCACAAGACCCAGUGCCACCAAAUGUUCAAGAAGCCCAAGCAGCUGGAAGGGCUGCCGCCUGAGACAAAGGUCGUGAUCCAGGUGUCUGUGAAGCCAAUGGAGUCAGAGUCUGUGAAAUAGGUAGCAUCAAUCACUGUGAGCACAACUGACUGGGAGCCCUCUUACCCCAGAUCUCAAGGCCGGCUUUCACCAAAGCCCCAUUAACUCUAACCUCAGUCAGAACACAAAUCCUUCAGAGAGACAAGCGUACAAACCUAUCCAUCGGUUAUUCACUGGUACCCAAGAUGAUGAACAGUUGGAUUUUUUUUUCUUUAACUUUGUGAUAAAUCGGGGUUUGUCUGUUUAUUUUUUGGGGGAUUUCUUCUGCUCUCAUGUAGUGCUGGAGCUGGAUCCGAGGCUUCACAAAUAAUAAGCAAGUGCUCUACCCCUCCCCCAUUCCUG
Messenger RNA from Mastomys coucha (southern multimammate mouse), 1887 nucleotides. Its product is annotated as zinc finger protein 280B-like. Gene Ontology annotation, biological process: regulation of DNA-templated transcription. NCBI's taxonomy places the organism in Eukaryota, Metazoa, Chordata, Mammalia, Rodentia, Muridae. The record is from RefSeq and is a predicted model, not a curated record. Gene Ontology annotation, molecular function: DNA-binding transcription factor activity, RNA polymerase II-specific; RNA polymerase II cis-regulatory region sequence-specific DNA binding.